Messenger RNA from Daphnia carinata, 2830 nucleotides. RefSeq names its product protein transport protein Sec23A-like (gene Sec23). Lineage: Eukaryota; Metazoa; Arthropoda; Branchiopoda; Diplostraca; Daphniidae. Gene Ontology annotation, molecular function: zinc ion binding; GTPase activator activity. Gene Ontology annotation, cellular component: COPII vesicle coat; endoplasmic reticulum exit site. Gene Ontology annotation, biological process: endoplasmic reticulum to Golgi vesicle-mediated transport; COPII-coated vesicle cargo loading; intracellular protein transport. The record is from RefSeq and is a predicted model, not a curated record. The transcript has 12 exons. Bases 159 to 2591 code for a protein of 810 amino acids.
UACGUGGAAGUUUUCGAGCCGGCUGACGUCUAAGUCGUGUUCUGACUACGUCUGAUAUUAAAGUUUUUCGUGUUAAAUCUUCAAGUUUAAUAUUUAUUAAAGUAAUUAAGGUAGAAACUUCUUCACCUCGAAGAGGCCAAGUGUGACUACAUUUUGUCAUGGCGACCUUUCAAGAAUACAUACAACAGAACGAAGACAGGGAUGGCGUACGAUUUUCAUGGAAUGUAUGGCCAUCAAGUAGACUGGAAGCCACAAGGCUUGUUGUCAAUCUUGCGUGUUUAUAUACUCCGCUCAAGGAAAAACCAGACUUGCCUGCAAUUACUUAUGACCCAGUUAUGUGCACACGUGGAAAUUGUAAAGCAAUCCUAAAUCCUUUAUGUCAAGUUGACUACAGAGGAAAAUUGUGGCUUUGCAAUUUUUGCUUCCAGAGAAAUCCGUUUCCACCCCAAUAUGCUGGAAUUUCGGAAGUAAACACACCAGCAGAGUUGCACCCACAAUUCUCAACAAUUGAGUAUACCCUUACGAGAUCACAAACUUUACCACCCAUCUUCCUUUUGGUGGUUGAUACCUGCGUGGAUGAGGAUGAGCUGAUGACAUUGAAAGAAUCCCUUCAGAUGUCUUUAUCCCUGUUGCCACCAAAUGCUUUGAUUGGGCUAAUUACAUUUGGCAAAAUGGUUCAGGUUCAUGAACUUGGGUGCGAUGGAAUUGCGAAAUCCUACGUUUUCCGCGGCACUAAGGAUUUCUCAGCUAAACAAGUACAGGACAUGCUGGGUCUAGGCAAAGGUGGUGGCGGAGGAGGAGGUGGUGGCAACAUUCCUUCCGGCCAAAUGGGUCAGCCUGGAAUGCCCGGUAUGCCUGGCCAACCUGGACCCGGUAUGCCUCCCGGUUCAGGUGGUCCCAUGGGUGGACCAAUGGGUGCCCGAGGACCUGGCGGCCAGUCCGUUCUUCCGCCGAGCCGUUUCUUGCAGCCAGUGCACAAAUGCGACAUGUAUUUAACAGAUCUUUUGGGAGAGCUGCAGCGUGACCCUUGGCCUGUUCCACAAGGCAAACGUCCUCUGCGCUCAACUGGGUCCGCGCUAUCCAUUGCUGUUGGCCUGCUUGAAUGCACAUUCCCAAAUACCGGCGCCCGUAUCAUGCUGUUUGCUGGCGGUGCUUGUUCUCAGGGGCCCGGUAUGGUCGUUAACGAUGACCUGAAGCAACCCAUUCGUUCCCAUCACGAUAUCGACAAGGAUAACGCAAAGUUCAUGAAGAAGGCCACUAAGCAUUACGAAGCAUUGGCCAGUCGUGCAUGCGCCAAUGGCCACGCAAUCGACAUUUAUGCUUGCGCCCUUGAUCAAACUGGAUUGCUGGAAAUGAAAUCGUGCUGUAAUACAACUGGCGGCCAUUUGGUGAUGGGAGAUUCUUUCGGCUCAUCACUUUUCAAGCAAACGUUCCAGCGCGUAUUUGCCAAGGAUGCUCGUAACGAAUAUAAAAUGGCCUUUAAUGCUCUUUUGGAAGUGAAGACGUCUCGCGAACUCAAAGUAUGCGGUGCCAUUGGACCCUGUGUUUCGAUGAACGUCAAAGGACCAAACGUAUCCGAAACAGAACUAGGAAUUGGAGGCACUUCGCAAUGGAAAUUUUGUGCUCUAGGAACAAAUACAACACCGGCCGUGUUCUUUGAAGUCGUCAAUCAGCACGGGGCACCUAUUCCACAAGGAGGCCGAGGGCACAUUCAAUUUAUCACACAGUAUCAGCAUUCGAGCGGCCAAAAACGUGUUCGAGUAACAACAGUCGCUCGUAAUUGGGCCGAUGCCGUUACGAAUUUACCCAACAUUACGGCCGGCUUCGACCAGGAAGCGGCUGCCGUCCUUAUGGCUCGCCUUGCCGCUUUCCGCGCUGAUUCUGAUGAAGGACCUGAUGUCCUUCGUUGGCUCGACCGCAUGCUUAUUCGCUUGUGUCAGAAAUUCGGUGGAUAUUCGAAAGACGAUCCGAACAGCUUUAAUAUUGCAGAGAACUUCUCCCUCUAUCCGCAAUUCAUGUUCCAUCUCCGAAGAUCACAAUUUCUUCAGGUUUUCAACAAUAGCCCGGAUGAAACCACAUUUUACAGGCAUAUGCUCAAUCGUGAAGAUCUGACGCAGGCCCUCAUCAUGGUUCAGCCCAUUUUGUACAGCUAUAGUUUCCACGGUCCACCCGAACCGGUCCUGUUGGACUCAUCGUCUAUCCAGCCCGACCGCAUCUUGCUGAUGGAUACAUUUUUCCAGAUUGUCAUUUACCAUGGCGAGACGAUCGCCCAAUGGCGAGCGGCAGGCUAUCAAAAUUUGCCGGAAUACGAAAACUUUAAGCAGUUGCUGCAAGCCCCGAUCGAUGACGCCCAAGAUAUUUUGCAAUCACGGUUCCCUAUGCCGCGUUACAUUGACACGGAGCACGGAGGCUCACAAGCCCGCUUCCUCCUCUCCAAAGUCAAUCCAUCGCAAACUCACAACAACAUGUUCACAUACGGCGGGUCGGCGCCCACUCAUUCGGAUGGAGGAGCUCCGGUCUUGACUGAUGACGUCAGUUUACAGGUCUUCAUGGAACAUUUGAAGAAACUUGCCGUCUCGUCAACUGCUUAGAAGACAAAACCUAGAACGAAACUGAAAUACCCAUUAUAGAAUAAAAAGAAAUGAAUAAAACAAAAAUGAAUAGAUUGUAUAAUGAGAAAAAAAAUUUAUGCGUUAUCGACGAGGAAUUCUGUCUUCAUUGUUUCGGUUAAAAACAAGUUUUUUUUUGUCCGUUUUCAAUUGCUGCUGCUCAGCUUGUAUCGGUCCACAUGUUUGGGGCUUUACCGUAAAUAAAUUUGCUGUUUUUCCGA